UUUGACGUCAGCUGGAGGCAGAGUCUGUGGCUGAGUCCACACAGUCAAAGGCCUGUGAGAAUCGGGUGGAUGCUGGCUGCUGCCGCCUCUGCUGCUGCUGCUGCUCCUCACGCCGCUCCCGCCGCCGCGGCCGCUGCCCAGGGCUGCGGAGCAUGGACUGUUAAAUCUUGCACUUCUUCCGUGUGAGCUCCAGCUGAACCCUCGCCGCCAGGAUGGGGAAACAGAACAGCAAGCUGCGCCCAGAGGUCAUGCAGGACUUGCUGGAGAGCACGGACUUCACGGAGCACGAGAUCCAGGAGUGGUACAAAGGCUUCUUGAGAGACUGCCCCAGCGGGCAUUUGUCCAUGGAAGAGUUUAAGAAAAUUUACGGGAACUUUUUCCCUUACGGGGAUGCUUCCAAGUUUGCAGAGCACGUCUUCCGCACCUUCGAUGCCAAUGGAGAUGGGACAAUAGACUUCAGAGAAUUCAUCAUAGCCCUGAGUGUGACAUCGAGGGGCAAGCUGGAGCAGAAGCUGAAAUGGGCCUUCAGCAUGUAUGACCUGGAUGGAAACGGUUACAUCAGCAAGGCAGAAAUGCUAGAGAUUGUGCAGGCGAUCUACAAGAUGGUCUCCUCCGUAAUGAAGAUGCCCGAGGAUGAGUCAACCCCAGAGAAAAGGACGGAAAAAAUCUUCCGCCAGAUGGACACCAACAGAGAUGGCAAACUCUCCCUGGAAGAGUUCAUCCGAGGGGCCAAGAGCGACCCGUCCAUCGUGCGCCUCCUGCAGUGCGACCCCAGCAGCGCCGGCCAGUUCUGAGCCCGCACCCACGAAUCCUAGAGCUGCUUGUGUUGUUCCCUUUUGAUUUUUCUUUUUAACAAUUUUUUUUUUUUUUUUUUGCCAAACAACAUUGAUGGUGAUGCUGUUCCCCCCACAGUCAGAUGCCCCUUCCUCCGAGCCGCCUUCAGCUUCUUUUGUCGUGGACGCUUCGUGGGAAUGCCCAGAGCCCCAACGCCUCGUGGAGCGCAUGGACCGUGCGUCAUGCACAGACUUUGUGGUGUUCGUUGUUCUGACGAUUUUCAUCGUUAUUAUUAUUAUUUUCUCUUGAUUCUAACGUCUCUGUUCUAAAACCGAAGACGCGGGGAGGCAGGAGAAGGGACCAAUCCGGCGCAGUGAUGCUACUGCAAGCUUUGAGGGGCUUGUUUGAAAAACAAACCUCCCCCCAACCCCCCACCCCCGGUCUGUUGUCACACAUGCCCCAAGGGUGACGGACCAGAUGUGGGAUCCCCAGCCUGAGAAUAAGGAACCUUCUGGGGCCAGGCUGGGAAAGGGGCCUGGAGAAUUCCCCCCGCAGGCCUGCCCCACCCCCUUCCCAGCAGGCUGUAGUUUCUAAGCUGUGAACAUUUCAAGAUAAAGUAAUAGUGGAGAGAAAAAGACGGCUCAGCUAUUUUUUCACAGGUUUACACUAGUUGAGCUAAGAUGAGUUUCUUUGGAAAGUGAUCACAAAUGGUAACUUAUAUUCCAAGACCAGACCCAUCUUGUUGCUUCUUGUGAUUUAAAAAAAAAAAAAAAAGAAUGCUGUAUAUAAAAUAUUGGGUAUUGCAGACCAAAUUAAGUGUUUCGCCUUGUUCAAAUGAAAUGCAUGUUUAGUGAGCACUAAUCCAAUCUUAUUACAAAAGACUGUUUCUGGUAGCUUAUUGUGAAGUAAGCCAAUUAUAAUGAAUGUCUAUGUCUUGUUUUAAAGUCAUAUCUGUCUUUGCACAAAUGCACCAAUCAGCAGGUAUAUUUUAUAUAUUCCAGAAAAGUACCAAGUCAUCCUGACUAGCCCAGACUUCAUGUUGAAUGUUUUUCCAGAGUAGCAGUGCCUGGAGAAUAGAAGCAGGGCAGGCUGAAGUGGGAACCAGCAAAUGGUGCACUAGACGGUUUAUCGUAUGAGAGAUGCGAGGUGAUAGGGGGCCCCCCAGCUCGGUGGUGGUAUUACAUUGGAGGUGUCUGAGCAGACUGACAUUCUGUAGACCUGGGAAAAAUAUAGCAUAAAUUCUCAGGACUUCCCAAUGGUUUGGUCCACAUGAAUGGUUAGGGAGUCAUAUCUGGGAGGAUGACUUUCCAUGCCCCAACUGGCCCUACGGAGUCAGGGGUUGGACAAUCAUCUGAUUCAUAAUGAAGAAGGCUUGGGCGAGUGCAUCUGUGAUUUUCAAGGCCCACUAUGGAGAAUCCAAAGGUGUUUUCCAUCACCAUGUUCUUUGACUGAAGAUUUCUAUUUCCAGAAGCGACAGCACAAAUUUGAGCUGCUGUUUGGUCUGGUGACCUCAGACACGCUCAUUUGAAUUGGAAAACUUGCUGGUUACAGGGGAGCCAUAUUCCAAUAAGCAGUAGGCAUGAGGAAACCCCAACACUCAAGGGUGUAGAUGGGGAGAACCUACCCCAAGCAAAGGACCCCAGUGAGUCUGUCUCCUGCCACACUACUUCCUGUAGACCCAGGACCACAGGAAGGUAGACAUCAUAACCACGAGGAAGAUGAUGCUGAGCCCACUCUAACCUCCAGAUUCUUGUGUAUUACUUGAAUCUACUUUAACGGGUGGCAAAAAUCCAAAUUUGUGUGGUUGGCCAACGUGAACCCAUUCUGCAGGAUGAAAUUUGAGACCUGGACUCCGUAAAAUAACUUUAAUCCUCCUCUGAGUGUCAGUGUCUCACCAUUGUUUUACACUGAUACUGGCCAAGUUCCUCCAUGGUCCCGGUGGGAAAAUCUAGUUUUGAAAAAUAGGGAAUUAACCUAAGACAUGGAGGGCAGAGUGAGCGAGGGGACCAAGCACCCCUAUCGAUAGUGUCCAGGAGGCACGCCUCACUCUCUCCCCAUCUUGAUUGCAGACCUGAACGUUCCUUUUAGUUCUCCUUAGAUGGUGGAGCGAGUUCAUGUCUGGGAAACCCACGUGGGCUCUGCCCUUGGUCGUGACAUCUUGCUGAACCAAACUCACUUUGUUUCCUAGAACCUAAAGCUGGAAUGAGGAGCAGGGAAGAGGGUCUCCAGCUCUUUAGGAAAGAAAACAAGAGCCAGACGCAUGGCUAAUGAACGCUGACUCGUUGGGAUAUACGGAAAUAGCCCUCAUCCUGGCCUGCCAUUGACCCUGUCUGUAUUUUCUCGAGGGUUGUUUUGCUUCUCCUCCUUCCUGGGAAGGCCUCUGUAGGACUAAUGCAAUGCACUCAUUUUGGCCAAGGGACUCUGCAGCACACAGAAAGCUGGAUGCCUAAAGGUUUAUGUCACUCCUGUGCUGGGCUGUUCAUUGUCAUUGCUGUGUUAAGGGAUGGAUUCUGCUCUGUCUGAAAUCAAGCCAGCCUGUGAUGUUCAAGGGACUGGAAUAAAGUGGUUUAUAAAUUGAAA
Molecule: messenger RNA, 3354 nt
Organism: Myotis davidii
Lineage: Eukaryota; Metazoa; Chordata; Mammalia; Chiroptera; Vespertilionidae
Gene: NCALD
Product: neurocalcin delta
Exons: 4
Coding region: 213-794 (193 amino acids)
Biological process (GO): calcium-mediated signaling
Cellular component (GO): cytosol
Molecular function (GO): actin binding; tubulin binding; calcium ion binding
Source: RefSeq, a predicted model, not a curated record